Molecule: messenger RNA, 1153 nt
Organism: Engraulis encrasicolus (European anchovy)
Lineage: Eukaryota; Metazoa; Chordata; Actinopteri; Clupeiformes; Engraulidae
Exons: 9
Coding region: 132-1133 (333 amino acids)
Source: RefSeq, a predicted model, not a curated record
CCCUAUGAAAAACUCUGGUAUAUUUAUUUCAGUCCUCUGUAGCCGACCGCAGCGAAUUGCAGCAGAGGUAAUUUUACAUGACGAAAAUUUAAUAAUUGGAUUGCAUUGGACGAAAACACACGUUGGAUAAAAUGACGUCAGACAGUUCGCUGAAGUAUUUAGCUGCCAUGUUAAUGCUAUGCAAAUGCGCUGGCGCAAAGAACAGCUGGGACCCUCGUGUGACUUCCGAAUGCUACGACACGAGCAUUGCAUUUUCCGUGGAACGUUCCGAGAUGGACAUUCGGUGGGAGAUUGGCGGUACCCCCCUCACAGAGAGUCUGGCCUUCAUUCGUGGUUAUACCAUGUACAAUACCACUCAGCACAAGGUCCUAGUGGUUCCAUUAUUUUCUAUUGGUUACCGAUAUGAGGACAUCAAACUUGGGCACUUCUAUGGAAGUUUUGGGGUAACAUUCAGAGACACCAAGGCCUGGAAUGUGUCAAAAACUGUAACUGAACGAUGCAUGUUCAAAACCCAAGAACUCAUAGUAUGUGACCCCACUGGAGUUGUGAGCGUGGUGGCGAGUACCAUAAUGGUGUCGCCUUGGAUGAACCCCAACAAGACCUCUCUCCUAGACACCAACUGCCGACCUGUGGAGACCGACAACAAUAGAGUUCUCUUCGUCUUCACCGUUAACACCUGUGGCACUAAGAGCAGGAUCGGAGCAAACUAUGUGUCCUACGAAAAUGAGAUCAUCUUAUUUCGAGACGUUUUGUCAUCCGGACAAGCCUUCAUCACCAGAGAUUCUGACUUCAGGCUGGUCAUCGGAUGUACCUACCGUGCCACUGGCGUCGCCACCCUCUCUGUGGACACCGUGCCAAGCGGUGGCCUUCAGGCGGCUGGCAAGGGCUCCGUGGCACAGAAGAGGCAAGACCUGACUCGUAAACGAAGUCGCUUCAAGCCCAUCAGCAAUGACCUGCUGAACACCCUGAGGGCGGAGGCUGGAUCUCCUCAGACCCAGCAGCUGAACCCUGUGCCCCUCUCCCCCACCCAUGACACGCCAGGUGCGUUCGUCUUCAUGGCAGUUCUUCUAGUGCUCAUGUCUGUUCUGGGUAUUUCACUUGCUGUCAUCAAGAAAAUGUGCUCUUUAAAAUAAAACUGUUUUGGAAAAGACAA